GUGAGAUCCAGCUCACCUGUGGUGGUGGUUUUUGAGAAAGACAGAUCCUAUGGCUUACCUAGUUAUGUAACCUACACUGUGAGUUUAUCAGACCCAGAAAUUGCAAGUAAAACAAAUUUAAAUACUGUACUUACUAUAUCCAGCACAAUGACGGACCAAUCUAUCACUAUCCCAGUGACAAUUACCUAUGUGUCUGACAGAACUCUGUCAAUGAAAUAUAAUACAAGUUUAUUCCAACACUUUCUUGAUUCCUAUCAAGUUAUAUUUUUUACAGCAUUUGCGCUUUUGGCUGGAAUGGCUGUUAUGAUCAUAGUGCACUAUACUCUUUUCUCUCCGAAUGAACAGCAAAUACAUCCAGCUUUCAUCUCAAAGACAAGUCCUCAAAGACCACAUACCGGAGUUCCUGUCACUCCUACAACUCCCUUCAGCCCUAUAUCUUCAAGUCAACAAAACAGUUCUCCAAACAGAUUAUGGAGUCCUCCAUAUUCUUCACAAUGA
This is a messenger RNA of Protobothrops mucrosquamatus (brown spotted pit viper), 498 nucleotides long. RefSeq names its product nuclear pore membrane glycoprotein 210-like. Gene Ontology annotation, cellular component: nuclear pore. The transcript is spliced from 4 exons. The annotation marks the transcript as partial. NCBI's taxonomy places the organism in Eukaryota, Metazoa, Chordata, Lepidosauria, Squamata, Viperidae. The record is from RefSeq and is a predicted model, not a curated record.